CCCGGCUGUCGCUGAGGAGUGCACUCUGGGACCUCGGGCAGCACAGCCUGCGAGGGGGAGGGGGGCCCAGCUGGCGGCGAUGAAGCCGUCCUGGCUGCAGUGUCGCAAAGUCACCGGCGCCGGGGGACUCGGGGGGUCCCUGCCCGGGUCCUCUCCAGCCCGGGGAGCCGGCCCGGCCCGCAGGGCGUACGUGGCCCCCGGCCCGCGGGGCACUCUCGGGAGCCGGGGCUGCCGAGCGCUGUCGUCGGCAGGUGGUGGCGGCGAGUACAAGACCCACUUCGCGGCCUCGGUGGCCGACCCCGAGCGGUUCUGGGGCAAAGCGGCCGAGCAGAUCAGCUGGUACAAGCCCUGGACCAAAACGCUGGAGAACAGAUACCCGCCUUCCACGAGUUGGUUUGUGGAAGGAAUGCUUAACAUUUGUUACAAUGCCAUCGAUCGUCAUAUUGAAAAUGGUCAAGGAGAUAAGAUUGCUAUCAUCUACGACAGUCCUGUUACAAACACUAAAGCAACUAUUACCUACAAAGAGGUUCUGGAGCAGGUCUCUAAGCUGGCCGGUGUUUUGGUCAAGCAUGGUGUCAAGAAAGGUGACACCGUGGUUAUCUACAUGCCCAUGAUCCCGCAAGCGAUGUAUACCAUGCUGGCAUGUGCAAGGAUAGGAGCCAUCCACAGUCUCAUUUUUGGGGGAUUUGCAUCCAAAGAACUAAGCAGUCGUAUUGAUCAUGCAAAGCCCAAGGUGGUUGUUACAGCAUCAUUUGGGAUUGAACCUGGAAGAAGAGUAGAAUACAUUCCCCUUCUAGAAGAAGCACUGAGACUGGGACAACACAAGCCAGAUAACAUGCUCAUUUAUAAUCGUCCAAAUAUGGAGACAGUUCCUUUGGCUCCAGGUCGUGACCUCGAUUGGGAUGAAGAGAUGGCCAAAGCACAGUCACAUGACUGUGUUCCUGUUCUUUCAGAACACCCGCUGUAUAUUCUUUACACAUCCGGAACAACGGGGCUGCCCAAGGGUGUUGUUAGACCCACUGGGGGAUAUGCUGUGAUGCUAAACUGGACAAUGUCUUCUAUCUAUGGACUUAAACCUGGAGAGGUGUGGUGGGCAGCCUCUGACUUAGGCUGGGUUGUUGGCCAUUCCUAUAUCUGUUAUGGACCUCUUCUGCAUGGGAACACGACAGUCCUAUAUGAGGGGAAGCCUGUGGGAACACCUGAUGCUGGUGCUUAUUUCCGCGUGCUCGCGGAGCACGGAGUUGCUGCCUUGUUCACAGCACCGACUGCAAUUAGAGCCAUCCGUCAACAGGACCCUGGGGCAGCCUUGGGGAAGCAGUACUCUCUGACAAGGUUCAAAACAUUAUUUGUGGCUGGAGAACGAUGUGAUGUGGAGACCCUGGAAUGGUCCAAAAAGGUCUUCAGAGUACCUGUCUUAGACCACUGGUGGCAAACUGAGACUGGAUCCCCAAUUACAGCAUCAUGCAUUGGAUUAGGUAAUUCUAAAACACCUCCUCCAGGACAAGCAGGAAAAAGUGUUCCAGGAUACAAUGUUAUGAUUUUGGAUGACAACAUGCAAAAACUGAAGGCUCGAUGUUUAGGAAAUAUUGUGGUAAAGUUGCCAUUACCCCCUGGGGCUUUUUCAGGACUCUGGAAGAAUCAGGAAGCAUUCAAGCAUUUAUACUUUGAAAAAUUUCCUGUAAGAACUUUAUUAUACCUACUGGUUUUAAAUAAUUGUAAAAUUGCUGAAUAUUUUCCUGAGUACAAAUAUGAAUAUGAUGAUAAUGUGGAAUCUAACAGUUUCCUAGAUGACUCCAAUAUCAGAGGGAAUGAAGAAGCAUUCUUCUUCCCACUGCAGAGGCAAUCUCCUACCAAAGACUGGAUCCUGCAUCUUAUGAAGUCAGUCCUUUCCCAUGGUACUGUGGCCGACUGUGCUGUUGUCGGCAAGGAAGAUCCUUUGAAAGGUCACGUGCCCUUAGCGCUCUGUGUGUUGAGAAAAGAUAUAAAUACAACAGAGGAACAAGUUUUGGAAGAGAUUAUAAACCAUGUGAGACAGAGCAUUGGCCCUGUGGCUGCUUUUCGAAAUGCAGUGUUUGUCAAACAGUUACCCAAAACGAGGUCUGGCAAAAUUCCCCGGUCGGCUCUGUCUGCCCUUGUCAAUGGCAAGCCCUAUAAGAUAACACCUACAAUUGAAGACCCCAGCAUUUUUGGGCACAUAGAAGAAGUGCUGAAGCAGUCAUCAUGACUUUUUUCCCUAUUUUGAGUCAGUUUGAAUCCAUUUUCUAACUGGAGUCAGAUUUUUGGAAUUAUUUCCCAUAAAUAAAUAUUUAAAUAGAAAUUACUUGCAAACUGAAAUACGAAUUGUAAAGCUUGGUCUAAAAAACAAUACUUGAAGCCUAGUGAAAGACCUGUGCCUUCUGUUUGAUUAGAUCCAAAGAGCAUCUUUUUCAGUUGCCUAUAACAUGGCUCCUUAAAGGUUGUCUAGCACUUUAAGAAAAAUAUAUCUAAUGUAUGAUUUUUAAAAACUGAACCCCCCAAAUAUUUUAAUUGAAAGAGACACAUUAAUAUAGAGCUACUUCCUGAAAUGAGGAAUCUCUAGCUUUGACCCAAAACCUAAAACUCAAGUUGAAGUCCGAAAAUAAUUAUCAUUUUUCUUACAGAAAUUCUGAGUAUUUUCUAAUAUUCUUGAGAUGUCCCCAUGCCCCGUUAUUUUAAAUGAAAUUGAUAACACGGGAGGUUUUAGGUAAUCAUCUAGACAGAUGAUUUUCUAGAUAGGAGGAUCUGUCUCGUCAUACAUUUCCUGAGGGAAGGUUGGAUACCAGAGUACAGCUCUGCCUUCAGGCCAUUUUUAGUGAAGGAAAAUCACAUGCCUGACAGAUGCUAGAGGUCAUUUAAUCCGAUCUCUUUGUCAUGGAGAUGAGAGCUGUUUGGAGUUCCUCCUCCUGUCUCAGGUUCUUAAACUGUACACUUAAUGAUUCCAGCUUCCUAUCAAAACAAGCAAAUGACACAGAAAUGGGGUAAACUGACAAGGAAAGUUCUUAAGGAAGAAAUGUAAAAGUUUUUACAUUAUGCUAAAGACCAGGAAUUUUUAAGAAACCCCAAAUCCAGAUUUUUAUGUGAAAUCUCUAAUUCUUAAAUAAUAAUUCACUAAAAAAAAAUAUUGUGACCUCCAAACACAUUUUUCCAUUUAAACUUAUAGAAAAGUAUUGAGAAAUUAAGAAAAGUAAUUGAAAAUGAGUCUUUGUUACUAAGCUUAUGAUAAUGUGCCAGUUAGCCAGAGUAACUUGAUAGAGUUAAAUAUGUGAUUUACUUAGGAUUACUUAGGAUUCUACCUGAUAUCAGUUAUCAAAGAAUACAUUUAAAGUAAAAAAAUAUACCAUGCUCAUUGAGUCUUUGAUGGUGCUCAAAGUAUUUCCCAAUCUUUCAGUCCAUCAGGAACAUUAUUUUUAAGAGUAGCUGUCCUAACGUAAUAGUCUGGGCGCGAAAUAUACUUGAGAGAUAACACGUAAGAGCUUAUUUACUUGUUUCAUAAAAAUUACUUACAACCAGUGUAAGACAUUCUGAAAAUGAUAGCUUUUUUUUUGGACCAUAGGCUGUAUAAAUAAAUGGCUUCUCAAAGGAAA
Leptonychotes weddellii (Weddell seal) is the source of this 3602-nucleotide messenger RNA. The record is from RefSeq and is a predicted model, not a curated record. Lineage: Eukaryota; Metazoa; Chordata; Mammalia; Carnivora; Phocidae.